AUGUCGGCUGGCGGCGGAGCGUCAUGUCUCGGCAUCAUUUUCGUACAAAACUCCCUGGCUUGUUCUUGUGAGCUUUUGUACCAGUGCAAAUUUCCUCCAUCCACUUUCUCUUCCUUCUCUCCUUCUUUGUAUAGCAGUCUCAUAGAAACGAUUUCGGGAAUAUUAGCUACACCACCGGCACAAACGCCGUGCAUCUGUCUCAAGCUUGUUGCGUCCUGGAAAUUCGGCAAUCGUCGGGAUAUUUCAGCUGACUCGUGA
This is a messenger RNA of Akanthomyces muscarius, 258 nucleotides long. RefSeq lists its product as uncharacterized. NCBI's taxonomy places the organism in Eukaryota, Fungi, Ascomycota, Sordariomycetes, Hypocreales, Cordycipitaceae. The coding region runs from base 1 to 258 and encodes 85 amino acids. The transcript has 5 exons. The record is from RefSeq and is a predicted model, not a curated record.